Drosophila obscura is the source of this 1573-nucleotide messenger RNA. RefSeq names its product regulation of nuclear pre-mRNA domain-containing protein 1B. NCBI's taxonomy places the organism in Eukaryota, Metazoa, Arthropoda, Insecta, Diptera, Drosophilidae. Gene Ontology annotation, molecular function: RNA polymerase II complex binding. The transcript is spliced from 5 exons. Gene Ontology annotation, cellular component: RNA polymerase II, holoenzyme. Gene Ontology annotation, biological process: mRNA 3'-end processing. The record is from RefSeq and is a predicted model, not a curated record. The coding region runs from base 144 to 1283 and encodes 379 amino acids.
AAAAAAAAGGAAAUAUAAUAACCGAGAGAAUUAUUUUUGUUGUUUUUGUGCGCGUUUUUCUAUGCCCACAAUCGAAGAAUCCGGCCCGUUUAUAUAUAUUUAAGAGCUCGCAGAUUGCAGAUUGCAUUGAGUUAGCAGCUGCAAUGUCGGCGUUUACGGAGACGGCGCUAAUCAAGAAAUUGGCGGAGCUCAACAGCAGCCAGCAGAGCAUCCAGACGCUGUCCUUGUGGCUGAUUCACCAUCGGAAGCAUAGUGCAGUUAUAGUGAAGACCUGGCAGCGGGAGCUGGAGAGUGUGCCGGAGCCGAAGAAGCUGACCUUCAUGUACCUGGCCAACGAUGUCAUCCAGAACAGCAAGAAAAAGGGCCCCGAGUACGGCCGGGAGUACAGCAAUGUGUUGGGCAAGGUGUUUGCCCACAUCGGGGAGAAGUGCAGCUCCGACAAGCUCCUGGGCAGUCUUGGGCGCAUCCUCAACAUUUGGCUGGAGCGCGGCGUCUACGAUGCCAAGGCAAUAACCGAGUAUCGGGCCCGCUUGCACCGAGAGUCGGCUAGCAGCAAGAAUGGCAGCAAAUCGAACGACGCCGACGCAGGGGAGCAGCGGGAGAAAGAGCACAGCAGCAGCGGCGGAGGUGCCGGCGGCAGCAGGUCGGAAAAGUCAGAGCGGAGGGAGAAGCGCAAGCACGAGGAGCGACACUCAAAGUCCAAAAAACAGCGACACCAUCACCACAGCAGCACCAGCAGUGCUCCAGCAGCACCAGCAGAAGAAGUGGCUGCAGAGCCGGAAAACGGGCACACUCCCCCCUACCUGCCGCUGGGUGAGCCGCCCGAGCCGGAGGAGCUGAUCAAGGCACUGACGAGCAUAGAGAACUCGGCCUCCAGCGAUGCCGAUGUGAGGGAACGCAUUGCGAAGCUGCCGCAGGAGAUAUCGGAGAUCAGUUGCAUCAACAAGCUGGAGGACAAGGACAAGGCGAAGGCCCUGGCCAAUCAAGUGAACGAGGCAGUGGAUUUGCUCAACGAUUACAAUGCGCGGCUGGCGGCCGAGAUGGAGGAGCGCACCAAAUUGGCCGCAAUGCUGCGCGACUUUCAGGCGGAGCAGAAGGAGCUGUUGGCCCAGGCCGAGACACGACUCGAUGAACACAAGAAGAAGCUGACCAAGAUGUUGGGCCUGCAGAAGGAGAUACACGAUCACCUAUCCAACUUGCCGGAUCUGACGCAGCUGCCAGAUGUCACUGGCGGCCUGGCACCCCUGCCCUCUGCCGGCGAUCUCUUCAAUGCUCUGCACUGAGCACAGUGAUCACGGCUCACGGAUCACGGAUCACGGAUCACGGAUCAUGGAUCGCGGAUCAUGGAUCGAAUUGAUCGACGAGUAGAGUAGCAGCGUUCGAGUCACUUAACCAGCAACUACUUAAGCCACACACACACACACACACAGCUCCAUACAUAUACAUACAUAUACUGUUUGCAUAUAAUCGUCGUAGCUGUCACCCCCCCCACUCCCCCACUCCAAAGUUGUCACCCACUCCCCCCCUACUGCACCACCACCACCAACCCAGAUUAUAUUGCCCCGAUUAUUAU